This is a messenger RNA of Plasmodium fragile, 2523 nucleotides long. RefSeq lists its product as uncharacterized. The transcript has 5 exons. Lineage: Eukaryota; Apicomplexa; Aconoidasida; Haemosporida; Plasmodiidae. The record is from RefSeq and is a predicted model, not a curated record. The coding region runs from base 1 to 2523 and encodes 840 amino acids.
AUGUUUAACGCGUGCAAGGGUAACAGCAACUGCUGUCGGGAGGAAAGCGAGGACACGGAAAAGGUUGUGCACGAACGAAGGCACGACGUGUUAGAUCAACACAUGGGGAAGGAAAAUGGGGACUUUAAGAAGAUCAUCGAGGGGGAGCCCGACAAGGCCAAAGCCGUCGAAAUUAGCCAGCGCACGGAGAGGGAAUAUGUUGCUAUAACUGCGUACCAGCCAGUCGACAUCGUGACGAGGACAGUCGAGGUGCCCUUCGUGCGCACCAUAGAAACGAUGGUGCCAAAAAUAACCUACGAGAGCAAGAUUAGGGAGGUCCCCAAGUAUUACUCCAAAAUUGUGGAAAAGGUUGUGGAAGUCCCAGAGGUCAAAUUCGUGGACAAAAUCGUAGACGUGCCGCGCAUCCAGUACUGCUUCAAGUAUGUCCCCAAAGUGGAGGUAAAGGAAAACAUAAUUCAAAGGCCAGUCUUCCAAAAGAAGAUCGUAGAGAAAAUUGUAGAAGUCCCAAAGGUCAAGGAGAUGCAGAGAUUCCAGGAGGUCGAAACGGUGGAAUACGUCAUCAAGUAUGUACCGAAGGGAUUCACCGAGGGAAGAAAAACAUCACACGACGAGAGUGAGGACGAGAAAGAAAAGAAAGAAGAAGACCCAGAUGAAGAAAGGGACAUAGGAGAAGGCCACGAAGACAACGAAGAGCAGGAGGAAGAUGCUAACAAUUCCAGAUUUUACGAACCGAAAAAUUAUUCUGAAGGAGCCAAACUGGUUAGGAAUGCACAGAUGGAGAUGAACCAGUCCCAGUUAUGGGGGCAGACAAUAUCUACCAGUAAGGAUAAGAUGUUUCCAUACGUUUUUAGCAGACCCAUGCAAGGAGAGGCGGAGGCACAUGCAGGGAUGGGGACUCCUUGGGGAAGUGCUGUAGUUGGGGGUGAACCGUAUGGUGAAGCAUACGAAGGAGCAGCAGUCCAUCCCAUGUUUGGAUUGCGAAACGAGCUAUCCCUAAUGCAGCUGAAGGAAAAGAAUGCUUCGAUGUUACCAACGCCACGUAUAGAACAAGUGUUUAAGCCAAAAAUUGUGAAAAACGUAGAAGUGCAGAAGCAUGUACCCAUUUCGGUGGACGUGCCAGUUCCUUAUAUGGUCCCCAAGCCUGUCGUUGUUAAUGUAGAAGUUCCUGUCUUGAAAUUCAGAGAUACAUUUGUGCCUGUACCGGUCAGGCGAAAAAUCAUCCCCAAAAUUAAGUGGAUCUCGGAUGUUUAUCAGGUUGACUGCAUCAAGGAGAAGCCGUACUUGAAGAUCCAAGACGUCAUAAGACCAAUUCCUUGUGAUGUACAAAUUAAGUACAGGAAGUAUAUGGAAAAGGCUUGUGCUGUGAACCCUAAUGAGUUACCACAGGACGAUGUGCACGCCAUGUGGAUGCGCGUGAAUGCUCAUCUCGCUGAGCAGAAGAAAAGGGAGUAUGGUGACCUGUACCCGUACUAUCGAGCUGAAGGAGAAGGCGAAAACGACAGCAGCAGCUCUGGAAAAGAUGAGCAAGACGGAAGUGAAGGCACAGAAUCUGCGGAAGAGGGAAUGAUACAUGAAGGACAAAUCGGACAAGGCGCUUUGGAAGGGGAAGGGGAUGUCUCGGGUAGGGCGAGCAAGAAGGAGGAUGUGGGAGAAGACAAGGAAGAGCAUGCCGAGGGGGAAGAGACCAUGGAAAGUGAAAAAAGCGAGGUGAAGGAACGAAGCGGGGUGAUGGAGCAAAGCGAGUCGGGUAUCUCAAAUGGGGAAAUCAUGCAAACUGGUGAGGACGCGCAAUACGGAUCAAUCAUAGAAGUGCUACGGAGAGAACACGGCGAAAAUGACGAAACCAAAGCGGAGGCAUGGAGACAAGUCGAAGGAAUAGAAAAGGUAAACGCAGAGCAAAAUAUCUUUUACGCCUAUGAAGGGCCGGAGCAAAUGCAAAAACAGGGAAGAGGUUACAAUGUGUGUUGUAAAAAUUCAAAUGAUCGUGUUAGUGGCACAUCAGCAAAUGAGGAAAGAUACAAUUUCGAAUGCGUAGAUGAAUUCAUGAAGGAGAUGAAGAAACAAGAUCAUUUGGAGGAAGAAGCUGUGGCUUCUCUGUACCCAUCACACCCUCUAGCAAUGACGUAUUUGCAAAACAAGUGGAUUCAGACAGACACCCUGAGGACACAUGAACUUUACCAUGACGAUUUCGUCAGGGCAAGCAUUAACGCCAAUUUUAAUCUACAAAAUAGGAAUCCAGUGAUAUCAGAGGUUAUGAAAAAUCAGGAUUUUUUAAAAACUGCCAAUCCUCUCAUUUCUCCUUUUUUCCCGCGGAAUAUACAGAACAUAGAAAAUACCUACAACAGAGUUAUAGUGCAGAACAUCCAGGAGGAGAAUAUGCGAUGCCAGGGGGGUGCUAAUAAGUAUGAGCCAAAGGUGCAUGCCAUCCCGGGGGACAUGGAGGUGAGGAUGUAUGACGAAGGGGCCGCUGGACACACGUGCGAUUCGGGCGGGAAAUGCUGCAGCUACUUUUGCAAACACUGA